This is a messenger RNA of Capra hircus (goat), 984 nucleotides long. Its product is annotated as olfactory receptor 4F4-like. The record is from RefSeq and is a predicted model, not a curated record. Gene Ontology annotation, biological process: G protein-coupled receptor signaling pathway. Lineage: Eukaryota; Metazoa; Chordata; Mammalia; Artiodactyla; Bovidae. Gene Ontology annotation, molecular function: G protein-coupled receptor activity; olfactory receptor activity. Gene Ontology annotation, cellular component: membrane. The coding region runs from base 1 to 984 and encodes 327 amino acids. The transcript is spliced from 2 exons.
AUGGAGAAUGCUUUAUCCUGGGGAAAAAAUGUGGUCAAAUAUGGUGUCUCUCUGAUAAAAUUAGAAGAAACUGAACUAAAUGGAAGAAGUAACCAGUCUGUAGUGUCUGAAUUUAUUUUUCUUGGGCUGUGUGACUCAUGGGAGCUCCAGGCCUUCCUCCUAGUAAUAUUUUCUUCACUUUAUUUAAUCACCAUUUUAGGCAACAUCUUCAUUGUUCUCCUAAUUACUGCUGAUCUUCAUCUCCACUGCCCUAUGUACUUCCUGUUAGCCAAUCUUUCGUGCAUUGACUUAUGCCUUUCAUCAGUAACCACUCCUAAAAUGAUUACAGACUUUCUCAAGGCAAACAAGACCAUCUCUUUUGGAAGCUGUAUGUGUCAGAUUUUUUUUGGACAUUUUUUUGGAGGGGGUGAGAUGGUGUUGCUUGUGUCAAUGGCCUAUGACCGUUACGUGGCCAUCUGCAAGCCACUCCAUUACUCUAGCAUUAUGAACACACAAACGUGCAUUCGGCUAGUAAUGACAUCAUGGAUCAUUGGCUUUGUGCAUUCAAUAAGCCAGCUAGCUAUAAUUAUACAAUUGCCUUUCUGUGGACCCAGAGAAUUGGAUAGCUUUUUCUGUGAUAUUCCACUGGUGAUCAAGCUAGCUUGCAUGGACACUUAUGUUUUAGAAAUGUUGAUAAAUGCUGACAGUGGGGUACUGGCCACCAUCUGCUUCAUUCUGCUGCUGAUCUCUUACUCUUAUAUUCUGCUUACUCUCUGCCAUCAGUCGAAGGAUGGGGCAUCGAAGGCGCUCUCCACUUGCACUGCCCACAUCACAGUAGUCGUGUUAUUCUUUGGGCCCUGUAUCUUCAUCUACCUGUUUCCACUCAACAUCACUUGGGUGGACAAGUUUCUUGCUGUAUUUUAUGCAGCCAUCACACCACUACUAAAUCCAGUCAUUUACACUUUAAGAAACAAAGAGAUUAAAAUUGCCAUUAAGAGACUAUGA